This is a messenger RNA of Erythranthe guttata (spotted monkey flower), 973 nucleotides long. RefSeq lists its product as uncharacterized. Lineage: Eukaryota; Viridiplantae; Streptophyta; Magnoliopsida; Lamiales; Phrymaceae. The record is from RefSeq and is a predicted model, not a curated record.
AGACAUAAAAAUAAGAAGGGAAAAAAAUUAAAGCUUCGUUCGUAAACGAAACGAUGAUACUCGAGCCAUGGAGUCGGUUGGAGGGCAAAAUCGUCAUGGUCACCGGAUCGGAGCAUCUUCCGGUCUCGGUUUUUUUUGCCUCGACUUGGCUAAGGCCGGUUGCAGAAUUGUGGCUGCUGCACGUAGAGUCGAGAAACUCGAUUCACUUUGUCAGCAAAUCAAUAACAACAAAAUGGAAUAUUCGAUGUCGUUAACGAUAUAUGGGACCCGUUUAGCUGUUGCGGUCGAGCUCGAUGUCACGGCCGAUCCCGCGGCGAUCGAAGCUUCUGUUUGGAAAGCGUGGGAUGCAUUCGGGCAUAUUGAUACUUUGAUUAAUAAUGCUGGUUUCAGAGGGCAAGUGAGAUCUCCUCUAACAUUGUCGCCGGAGGAAUGGAAUCAAGUGGUGAAAACAAUCUUGACCGGAUCUUGGCUUGUCGCCAAAUCCGUCGGCAAACGGAUGCGCGCCGCCGCCCGUAACGGCUCAAUCAUCAACAUCUCAUCAGUUUCCGGCCUUAAUCGGGGCGUUUUCCGCGGCGGUGUUGCCUGCGAUUCCUCAAAAGCCGCCAUCGACACCAUGACCAAGAUAGUGGCACUUGAAUUUGGGGAUUACAAAAUUAGGGUUAACUCGAUUGCUCCGGGGCUAUUCAAAUCGGAGAUAACAGAAAAUCUUUUCAAUAAGAAAUUAGGGCUGAAAAAUGCGAUGAAGAAAUUAGUGCCGUUGGGAGAAUUUGGGGAAGGCGAUCCGGCGCUGACAUGUCUUGUCAGAUAUUUAAUCGAUGAUUCAUCGGAAUACGUUUCCGGCAACAUCUUCCGGCAACAUCUUCAUUGUUGAUGCUGGUUUUACUCUCACAGGCCUUCCAAUUUUUUCUUCUCUCUAAAAUUAACGGAGCUAUUAAUUCAUUAAUAAGCCCCUUAAUUAAUUUUUAUGUUGCAA